AUGCAUGGACAUGGAGCCAGUACAUCCGGUAAAAAAUACAAUAACGAGCCGUCGUCUAGCAAAAAGUAUAAGAAAGCCGAUCCGGAUAGCGAAGACGUUUCGGAUGAUCAAACAAUCAAUGCAACGCACAUGAUGAACCAUUUGAAGGACUAUAGCACACAGCGGGGUAUUAAACACUUUUUAACUUAUGCAGAUGAGUUCGCCAUAGGUUAAUUCCGCAAGCAAGGCUUUUCAGAUGAUAUUAAAGUUGUUCGGCCGGUAUAUGCUGGUUACAUCAAAGAAUAUGAAGGUGCCACAUUAAUGCACUAUGAACUACAUCCCAGUCUCGUAUACACACAAUUCAGUUCGGUGAUCCGCAAGCAGAAGGAAAUCGUAAAAGAAUUAAUAUCGCAGCGCCAGCAAGACGUACAAAAGGUUCAUCCGGGCUUAAUCUGCUGCAAAGAGACGGUGCGAAGUAUACCGGUCGAUUCGAUACCCGGUUUACGUGAAAUCGGUUGGAAACCACAAGCUGAUCCGGACAAAUUAAUGAUCACAUUUAACACAAUAUUGGGAACGGUUCGGACACACCCAAAUGCCUGGCCAUUUUUAAAGGCUGUUAGUGCUGUUACCGUUCCGGAUUAUUACGAUCUCAUCAAGUAUUCAAUGGAUUUGAAGACUAUGGGUGACCGACUGAAAAAAGGAUACUACGUAACACGACGUCUGUUCAUGGCUGACAUGGCAAGGAUAUUUUCCAAUUGUCGCUUGUAUAACUCCCCUGAAACUGAAUAUAUUCGAUGUGCCAACAUUCUAGAACGCUAUUUUCAAACCAAAAUGAAGGAGUUUGGCCUGUGGGACAAAUGAUGUUUGGAGAUGGUGUUAGAUGUACGGCAAAGUACAUUGGUGAGCGAUGGACCAAUCGAAACGUUUAUGGAAGAUGAAAGGGAAUAACCUGAUGUUACCAAGCAAGGCUUUUCCGAUGAUAUUAAAGUGGCCCGGCCUGGUUACAUCAAAAAAUACCAUGUAAGUGCUGGGAAAAGACAUACAUUUGCCAAUAUCGGUACUGGAUAAGCUAACUUGCGUAUUCGGCUGACUUUUACAAUUAUUUUGAAUUACCGUAUGAGGAGGCAGUGACGCCCAAAACGAGACGUGUUUACCAAAGCCAUUCAACCAAAGCCGAGCAUCGGCGGUUUUAGUAAAGCAACUGAUAUUGGAACGAGCAGCAUUAAAGCCAGUUACUUCGUUAAACUGAUUGUCUGUCACUUAAAUUGAAU
Molecule: messenger RNA, 1250 nt
Organism: Bradysia coprophila
Lineage: Eukaryota; Metazoa; Arthropoda; Insecta; Diptera; Sciaridae
Product: histone acetyltransferase KAT2B-like
Biological process (GO): chromatin remodeling; positive regulation of transcription by RNA polymerase II
Cellular component (GO): ATAC complex
Molecular function (GO): protein binding; histone H3 acetyltransferase activity
Source: RefSeq, a predicted model, not a curated record